AUGUCCCAGCCACCCUCCUUCACCAUCUGUGUCUCUGAGGACACCGAGAGCGAUGGCCAGGAGCCAAGCCCGGACAACGAAGGAGCCCUGCAUACCUCCUUCCACCAGCUCAUCCAGGAGCAGAGCAGCUUGGUAGAGGCGGGUCUGGAGCUGGAGGUGCUGGCGAGGGGCAGAGAUCACCUGGCCUUCCUGGCCCCCCCGGACGCCUGUGCCGCAGCCUCGCCAGAGCUGGAGCAGGAUGAGCAGCACCCCGGCUACUCCUCUGCCUCUCUGCGAAUCCUCGCCAACAUGCCCAGCCGCACCAUCGGGCACAGCCGUGGGGCCAUCAUCUCCCAGUACUACAACCGCACAGCCCGGCUGCGGCGCCGGAGCAGCCGCCCACCCCUGCAGCAGCUCUGCCGUGCUGCACGGCCCAGCCUGCGGCAGUAUGACCUGGAGACCGACCCUGCCAGGGCCACACUGGAAGACAAGCAGAGCCUGCUGGUGAAGGAGCUGCUGAGCCUCUCGCCCAGCCAGCGCAGCCACAUGCUGCUCACCGUGCCUCUCAGCCUGGCAGAGAAACGCACCCUCCGGCAGGAGCUGAGCGGGCAGAGGGGCCCCCUGAGGCAACAUGCCCAGCACCGGGCCCCCUCCUCUCCCUGCGGAUGGUCCAAGGACUACAUCAUUCUCGGCUGCCGGGACCUCUGGUACAGGCUUCUCUCCCUGCUCCCUGCCGCGCAGCCCUGGCACUACGCCCUGAAGCAGAUCGGCGGCCGCUUCNCGUCCAGUGUCCUCUCCUACUUCCUCUUCCUCAAGACGCUCCUCAUGUUCAAUAUCUCCUCAUUCCUCAUCCUUCUUGUCUUCGUGGUGGCCCUGCAGGCUGCGUAUCCCCCUGCCUUGGCCAGCCCCCGGCCCUUCACCGGCCUCGAGCUCCUCACAGGAGCGGGCUACUUCACUCACUCGCUGCUGUACUACGGCUACUACAGCAACAUCACCCUCAACGACCCCUGCGCCUCCAGCCCCAACGGCAGCACAUGCCCCCUCGCAGUCCCCCUGCUCCCGUACAACAUGCCACUGGCCUACGUGUUCAGCGUUGGGGUCUCCUUCCUCGUCACCUGUGUCCUGCUGGUAUACAGCAUGUCCCACUCCUUCGGGGAGAGCUACCGCGUGGGCAGCUCUGCGGGGGACCUGGCCGUCAAAGUCUUCUGUGCCUGGGACUUCAAAGUGAUCCAGAGGCGCUCAGUGAAGCUGCAGUGUGAGAACAUCCGCACCCAGCUGAAGGAGCUGCUUGCAGAGCAGCGGUCCCGCUCCCGCUCCCUGAGCCUCUGCCAGCGCCUGGGGCACACUGCUGUGCUUCUCCUGGCUUGGGCCGUCUCGCUGAGCACAGUGCUGGGCUGUGUGCUGGCUGUGCACUACUUCUCGGAGCACAUGCACACGGUUCAGCAGGACCACCAAGCCCGGGGCAGCAGCGAGUGGCAGCAGGAAGUCAUCCUGCUGGUCCUGCCCCUCAUGGUGUCUCUUCUCAACGCACUGAUGCCCCACCUGUACAACUUGCUGGCGAUGUGGGAGAAGCAGGACUCCCCCGUGGCAGAGGUCUACGUGGCGAUCUGCAGGAACCUCAUUCUGAAGAUGGUGGUCCUCGGCCUGCUCUGCUACCAGUGGCUCAGCCGGAGAGUCGUCUGCUCGACAGAAGAGUGCUGGGAGACAUGUGUGGGGCAGGACCUGUAUCGAUUCGUGGUGAUGGACUUCAUAUUCACCCUGCUGGACACGCUCUUUGGGGAGCUGGUCUGGAGGCUGAUCUUAGAGAAGAGGCUGAAGAGGAAGCAGAGGCCUGAGUUUGACAUCGCCCGAAACGUGCUGGAGCUGAUCUACGGGCAGACCCUGGCCUGGCUGGGCGUUCUUUUCGCACCACUCCUGCCGGCCGUGCAGAUGCUGAAGCUGCUGCUGCUGUUCUAUAUCAAAAAGACCAGCCUGAUGCAGAACUGCCAGUCCCCCAGCAAGCCCUGGCAAGCAUCUCGCAUGAGCACUGUCUUCAUCACCCUGCUGUGCUUCCCGUCCUUCCUGGGUGCAGCCAUCUUCCUCUCCUACACCAUCUGGUCGGUGCAGCCGUCAGAAACCUGUGGUCCCUUCCAGGGGCUGGAAACCAUCUACAAGUCAGGGAAGACCUGGGUGCAAGUGCUGGAGAAGUCCAACCCGAACAUCACUUGGUUCGCCUGGGUCCACCAGCACCUGGUGGAGAACACCUUCCUCCUGUUCUUCAUGUCCGGGGUCCUGCUAGCUGUGAUCUACUUCAACAUCCAGGUGGUGAGAGGCCAGCGGAGGAUUAUCCACCUGCUGAAGGAGCAGAUUGCCAAUGAAGGGAAAGAUAAAAUAUUUCUCAUUCAGAAGCUUCACUCUGUUUACGAGCAGAGAGAGAGACGUGCCUGAGUCCCAGUGUCACACUCUCCAGGAAGGAGCGGGACGACAGGACUCUGCUUGCAGCCAGGGACUGGGAUCCAGCCUUCUUUCUGAGCCAUCGCGGUGUGGCGCUGGAAGCAGCGGGGCCGUGGGGUACUGGGGAAGAUCCUCUCCUCCGGGUUGCAGUGGCCAAGGACGCACGGGGGCACAUCGUCUGGCAGCUCCGUGGGGAUGCUAUGGCACAAGGACGUGGGUGGUCCCACUGCCCAGCGCUGCUGCGCACGCAGCAGGCGCAGCAGGACGAGGGCCAGCACUGCUGUCGUGUCCCAGGGCACAGCUCCACACGGGACUGGCUUGCCAGCAGAGCCCUUCUCUGUGGGCGGUUACUGUUAGCAGAGAACAAUUCUCCCUCCUGUAAACACCCCAGCCAGCCUGGAGAACAACUUCAGGCUGUUUUCAGAAGCCUUCAGGGACAGUGAAGCUUUCUGGCUGGAGAGAACCUGCAGCCCCCUUUGCACUGCCCAGGAGCAGCAAGGCUGGAGCCAGGAGCUGCCAGGCACCAACCCAGCUCCAGCCCCGUGUCUGGUUCGCCAGGAGAGCAGCUGGCCGACACCUUCCCCAUGAAUGAGGCCACCCGGCUCCCCUGCCCAGGCCAGGCAGCCCUGUGGGCACACUGCGCCUGCCGGCAGGACAGGUUCAGGAAAACCACCAUGGUGCCGAGUGCUGGGCCGGGCAGAGGAACAUGAAGGCUCUGGCUCCCCAGCCGCAGGCUGACCUGGCCCAUUAAAGCA
Aptenodytes forsteri (emperor penguin) is the source of this 3167-nucleotide messenger RNA. RefSeq names its product transmembrane channel like 6 (gene TMC6). Gene Ontology annotation, molecular function: mechanosensitive monoatomic ion channel activity. Gene Ontology annotation, cellular component: plasma membrane. The record is from RefSeq and is a predicted model, not a curated record. NCBI's taxonomy places the organism in Eukaryota, Metazoa, Chordata, Aves, Sphenisciformes, Spheniscidae. Bases 1 to 2406 code for a protein of 801 amino acids. The transcript is spliced from 21 exons.